GAAGAAUUGACCACGAGUCUCUACACAACAACCUGUCUACACCCUUCUCAUCUACGAUCCCCCCUCCUCCUACCGCCUUUAUCACUCACUACACACAUCUGCCAGCAUGUCCAACAACAAACCCCCUCCCACUGGCCCCGAUCUCUCACGCAACGAAUACAUUCCAUCCUUCAUCUCCAAACGACCAUUCUGGGCUGAAGGCAUCUCCUCCAGCGACGCCGACUACCUCGAACAUCAACGUCUCCAAUCCGUCAACAAAGACACACUCGAUAAAGCAAAAUGGUACGAUCGAGGCAAGAAAGUCGGCCCGGCCGCCACGAAAUUCCGCAAAGGCGCCUGCGAGAAUUGUGGCGCCAUGACCCAUAAAACCAAAGAGUGUCUCAGUCGACCGCGGAAACAAGGUGCACGAUGGACAGGCAAGGACAUCCAAGCAGAUGAACAUAUUGAAGAUGUCAAACUCGGAUUCGACGCCAAACGCGAUCGAUGGAACGGGUACGAUAAUCGAGAAUACGAUGCCGUUGUUCAAGAAUACGAAGAACUCGAGACCAUGAAACGAACAGCCGCAACCGAUGGAACCACAACCGAGUCAGACGCCAAAUACGGCGAAGAAACCGACAUGGGACGUUCUCAACCUACAUCAACCCGUCAAUUACGAUUACGUGAAGACACAGCGAAAUACUUACUCAACCUCGACCUCGAUUCCGCCAAAUACGACCCUAAAACUCGCACCAUGGACACAUCCUCACAAUCCCUCUCCAACGCUGCUGAAGGCGACCCUUCCAUCGCGGAGGAAAACUUCAUCCGCCCAUCCACGGACGACAGCUCCGCAUUCACCCAAGCGCAAAAAUACGCAUGGGAAACCCAAGAAGGAGCAUCCAAUUCUGGAUCCAUGACCAAGAAGCUCCAUCUCCAAGCCAACCCCACCGAAGGCGAAAUCCUACAUAAGAAACAAACCGCCGAAGCCGAAGCAAAGAAGAUGGCAGCGCGCAAAGCUCUACUCGACAAAUACGGCGGUUCAGAGCACCUCCUCCUCUCAUCUUCAACCUCGUCCCCAUCAUCUUCAUCCACAAAUCCCAACUCCAUUCCCCACCGAAAACCCCCACCAAAAGUGGUUUCUUCAGACCGCUAUGUCGAAUACGACGAAUCUGGACGUGUGAAACCCCGAGCCGGUGAAGCCGCCCGUCCCAAAGCACGGUCCAAAUACCCAGAGGAUAUCAUGACGAAUAAUCAUACGAGUGUAUGGGGCAGUUGGUGGAGGGAUUUUACUUGGGGAUAUAAAUGUUGUCAUUCAACGGUGAAGAAUAGUUAUUGUACGGGUGAGGAAGGGAAGAGAGCGUGGGAGGAGACGGAGAAGUUGAGGAUGGGGACGGGGUUGGAGGAGGGGCAGGGGGAUGGGGGGGAUGGAGGGGAUAAGGAUGAGAAGUCGUAUGAGAAGAGCCGUGGCGGGGAUGAUGGCAAAGAUGACGGCGAAGAAGAGACGGAUAACAACAAGGUCCAAUCUAGGGAACCCAAGUCUAAAGCAAAGAAACGAACGCUUCAGGAAUUACAGAGCGGGAUUACCGAAGAAGAACUUGAGUCGUAUAAACGCAAUCGACUUGCGGCGGAUGAUCCUAUGGCGAAGAUGCUAGGACGGGAUGAGUUGGUAUCAUGAGAGGAUAUGACAUGACAACACACUCUUAUGCAUUCCUAUGCAUCCUACUAGUAAUACUUCCAGUCCAGUCCAUACCAUGCUCACACCAUGACAAUGGCCUCACUCAUCCUCACGACUAUGAACUCCCACUCCCCCUCCCACCACGACAACAACAUCUAUCAAAAGGAUGACAUAGACUCAUCCACCAAGCCAUUCCUCGAUCUCUGACAAUCUCACCUCUUCCACUUCCAUCUCCAGGAAGUGCUUGUCCAUUGUCAACCCCAUUCCCUCUCUGCGCAUCAUCCAACCCCUGACCAGACCAGAGCAUAGGUGGACCAAGACGAGCUGUAAUUGAAACAGGCGAAGGCGGAGAAAAAGACAUGGGUGACAGGAUUUCAUCCCUAUCAGCACUUGCAUCACCACUGCCACUGCCUCCCAGUCCUAAUCCCAACCCUCGUCCCGAUGUUGUUGACCAAACACUCUCUUCUUCCCUCAAUGUACUCCUCCCUCUCCCUUCGACUCUACUCCCCGACCCACCAUUAUCUCCAUUAUCUAUAUCUGCUCUUGCCCGGAUUCGAUAACGGCCAGAUCCAGAUCCAGAACCGACACCACCACCGACACCAUGUCCACUCGCACGGACUGGAAACUUUCCUCUGAUCCAUGUUCCGUCAUCAGCACGAGCGAGCGGGCCUACUACCGGUGCAACACGGAGAACCGAUUCUCUCAAGUCAUUGUCUUGACGUUUUUUCUUGCCUCGUCGCGAAGAACGGCGACCCCAGGUUGUAAAGCGGUGCGAGGAUGGCGGUACGAGCCGGUAUAAUUGGGCUUCUUUGCUGCCGAAGCGGGGGAGGCCUGGUGGAGUGGGAAUGCGUUCUGGAGGAGGGUUCAGAGGUUGAAGUGGGUAGAUCAGAUUGGUUGGUAAGGUGGUAUUGCUACUGGUGAAGCUGGUGAUAGAUGGAGAGCAUGGCGUUGGCUCGCUGGCGUGUGCUGUUCUUACCUUCGAGCUGGAUCGGGUGUUGACGUCGGCGUCAUGGAGAGAGAAUGAGCGGCGGCCUGGGAUGGGAAUUGGAUGCAUGUUGAGCGAGGUCUGGUGGGAUGCCGGCUUGAAUGAGUUGUUCAUGCAUCGGAUGUGACCAUGUGACGGAGGAGCAACGAUAGUAAUGAUAGAGGCCGGGACUUGGAUGGAUGGUGACACGUUGGUUAGACGAAGUUGUCGAAGCCAUUGCCAGAUCAUGGUUGCAAGCAUGGCAACUGCCUUGACAAGACGAAAAAGAGUAGAAGGCGCGUCUCAAAGGAAUAUAAUUGGAAAGAACCUUGAAGGAAGAAGAAUUCGAGUUGAAAUCUUUGCAUUUCAAUAGAAUUAUUGUCCGGAAUUAACCAGCGAUGCUGGUUAUACA
Exophiala mesophila is the source of this 3027-nucleotide messenger RNA. RefSeq lists its product as uncharacterized. The coding region runs from base 107 to 1651 and encodes 514 amino acids. The transcript is spliced from 2 exons. NCBI's taxonomy places the organism in Eukaryota, Fungi, Ascomycota, Eurotiomycetes, Chaetothyriales, Herpotrichiellaceae. Gene Ontology annotation, biological process: mRNA splicing, via spliceosome. Gene Ontology annotation, cellular component: spliceosomal complex. Gene Ontology annotation, molecular function: pre-mRNA 3'-splice site binding. The record is from RefSeq and is a predicted model, not a curated record.